GAGUUUGUUUAGGGAAUGUCUACAAACGUCUGUCUCUGUCUGCAGGAGGAGGAGCCGGGUUCACUUCCGCUGUCUCUCAGCGUUUCUGACUAUCUCACCCCGUCAUGGUCUCUCUCGCCCUCCUCCUCGCCUCUCUCUCACUCUGAGGCCAGCGACUCGGACCGAGAGGAAGAUGAAGAGGAGGAAGACGAUGACGAUGAUGACGACGAUGAUGAAGAUGAGCUCGAGGAACUGAGAGGCCGUAUGAUGAGACGCCGCAAGAAACAGAAAACCUCCGCCACUGUGAAGAAAAAGGCAGCACCCAGGACCCAGCCCCGCCCCCUGUCCUUCACUUGCCCCGCCCCUUCUUCAUCUUCUCCCUUCCAGCAGUCUUUGACCACACCCACGACAAACAUAAACAAUAACAUAAACAUUAACAUCGGGCACGGCUCGAGCGGCUCGCUCUCCCGCCGUCAGCACUGUCCGUACUGCGGACGUCACUUCCGCUCGCUGGCGCGUCAUCUGGAGAAACAUCACGACCAGCAGCCGGAUGUGCGAGCUGCCAUGGAGCUGUCUCACCUCCAGACGCCCUCACCGUUCUCAUCUCCCGCUCAACCCUCGUCCUCUUCCGGACCCUCGCUGUUUUCCCGCGAGCACGAAUCCCUUUCCUCGACGCCUAAACCCGGAGCAGUAUCAUUCUCUCUGGCGCUGGCUCCGCCUCCUCUCACAAACACCCCCAAAAAGACUUCAGCGACAGCGAGUAAAAAAGGCCCGACGCCUGCCGCCCGCGCUGUCAAGACCCCGCCUGUCACGCCCAAGCCCCCCGCCAGGAGAGGACGACCUCCAAAGAGAGAGAAAGCAGAGCAACAGAAGAAACACGAGGAGGUGAAGGUCGCCCAGGAUGAAGCUCCUCCCACUCCAGGUCAAAAGGAGAAUGAAGAAGUCACGAGAGGUGAUGGACGUGAAGACCAGAAGAGCGCUGACAUGGAGAGCAGCUGUCCGCGGUCACACACGUCUCCUCUUCUCUCCUCUCUCUCUACACUGGUUCUGUAUCUCCGGCGACAGCAGCACACUUCUUUUCUCUCUCUCUCUCGCUCUCCGGGCUCGGCCGAGGCCUGGCGUCUGCUCUGUCAUUCCAGUUUGGCUCUUCUGAUCCUGUACAACCGUCACCGCGAGUGCGAGGUGGCCAAACUCACCAUACAGGACUACCGUAACCGCUCUGGCCCCUCCUCUCCCUCGCCGCUGGAGGCGUCUCUUUCGCCGUUCGAACGGCACGUUCUGUGUCACCUCGCCCGGGCGGGAGUGUUGGGCAAGCGCGGACGCGUUCAGCCCCUCGUCCUUCCUCCUCAUUCCGAGGCGUGUCUGGAUCUUCUCCUGAAGACCUCGGCGGACGUGGGCGUCGAUCCGGAGAGCCCGUACGUCUUUUCCAGGCCGUACCACUCGCCGGCCACACCACUCCGCGGGACGGAUCUCCUCCGGGGUCUGGCACGCUCCAGCAAUGCUAAAAAUCCCACUGCGCUCACUGCGCCUCGCGCUCGCUGUCAGGUGGCCAUCUUCACUCAGCUCCUCCUGCUGGAGGAGGGCGAACGGCCCACGGGCGCGGCCGCCAAACGACUGGAAGAAUUCCUACAGAGGGAGUAUCACGUGACUCAGAACUGCUCUCGGAUUGGUCAGGACCCGGGGCUGAUGAGUGGGGUGGGGCGGGUGGUGCUAUACGGACAGAGAGAUGGGGUGCUGUUCAGAGGAAUGAGUCUUCAGCACAUCUGUCUUGAACUGGACGUGAUGUCAGGAAAAUCUGCCGACUCGUUCUCUGAUGAUUCUGACGGAGAGGGCGGCAAGAAUAAACACAGAGCUCAGGUGAAAAAGAAGGGUGGGUCCAAAGGUCGAGUGCCACGCCCCAAAAAAGGCUCACCGGCCACGCCCUCACCGUCAGCUGCACACAAGAGGCGGAGCUCACAGGUGAAAUCAGGUAAGCGUGGCGUUCUGAAGCGGCCCUGGUCUGAAGCCGAGCGGGUCGCCGUGGAAACGCACCUGAAGCAGAACAUCGUGGAUCUGAGGGUCCCAGCGAAGGCAGACUGUGAGCGCUGUCUGCAGCACUGCCCCCUGCUGGUGUCCAACCAGCGCGACUGGAGGGCCAUUAAAUUCUACUGUCACAACCGCAUCCAGUUACUGAAGAAACAGGGCCGAAGAGACGGAAACAUCAGCGCUGUCUGCUAACACAACACCUCAACAAGCAUCUCACUCACAUGCAAAUCAAUAUAAUACAAACCCUCACACUUAAAGGGACAGUUCACCCAAAAAUGAAAAUUCUGUCAUCAUUUCCUCACCUUCGAGUUGUGGGAGUCUAUGGGGGUCGAGAUCUGUCUGGUUAUGAGCAUUCUUCCAAAUAUCUUUUGGAACAACUCGAAGGGGAGGAAAUGAUGACAGAAUUUUCAUUUUUGGGUGAAGGAUCACUUUAACACCAGUCACACGAAGAAGUGUGAUGUGUUUGGGCGAGUUGUUGUUUUGCGUCUGUGAGCGUUAUAUAUUCAGCACAGCAUCCAUCGGAGGACGCGUGAGCUUCAGUAUUCACACAGCUCUGGAUCUUUUUUCUCUCAGUUUGACAGAGUUUGGGUUUCAGAGCGAGACGUCAGUGAUUCUGCCUCGUCACAUGUGAACACGUCUGGCUCAUAUUUUCCUCCAUUAAAUCACACGUCAGUGUUCUCAUGACUGUCACUCAUACAGAAACAAUACAGUAUUUUUUCUCAACAGAGACAACAUAACAAAGAUGUGUAAAUAGUUGAAUAUAAAUCCAAACACACAUUUCACAUUCCAGUAUAGUGUUGCGCGCUGUCAUUAUAAAACAGCCUUCGUGUUUUUGUUUUUAACGUCACGUGUGUGUGUGUUUGAUGGGUGACAUAUGAGGCAAAUGUAUUUCUGACCUCAUGCAUCUGAAAAGGUUUGUUGCCUUAAUAUUUGAAGAUUUUAUUUCCAAAAUGAGAAAAAAAAUCAUGUUUUUUAUUGUGCAUUCUAAUUAAUAUCAAUCAAACUGCAGUUGGUUUGUUUUGAUUUAAGACCUAAUAACUCGGAGAUUACAGCUAACAUUAAAAAACAUGAUCUUAAAAACGGAGUUUUGUCAUUUUGGAAGCAAACUCUUCAUUUCUUUUCUCGUAUAUAAUCAGAUUCUUGGUUGUAAAUGGGGCAGCUGAUGUUUAUUAUUUUCGGACCUCGCUUUAUUUUCAUCUGCGUCAGCACAAGUACGUCGUGUUGUUUUGUGACCUGACGUCCGGCGGGCUCGAGUCGGUUUUAUAUCUGUAUAUUCACACACGCCAUCUCUCUGUUCUGUGUACAUUGAUGUAUUGUAAUGAUGUUAGACUUUAGACAUGUUUCUGGACUGAUGUUGUACAUUCUGUAAAUAUUGAUUGACUUAUAUAAAAGAACCACAUUUUAACGUCGUUGUUGUUUUUUAACUGCUGUCGUAAAGGUCCAUCAGAGACCGAUGAUAUCUUGUACAAUACAGACGUUCAUGUCACAUCACAAAAGCGUCUUUAUUUGCCUUUUGGAUUGUUGUUCUUUUAUUAAAUGACUAACAUGUGAAAGAUCAGACGUGAUGACGGUGAUGUUUUUCAGAAGAGCUGUUAGAGUUUCGAGUUAAGUUGUUUGAAUUUUUAGUUUCACUGAAUGUCUUCUUGGUCAGCGGCCUUCUUACCGAGUCAGAAGUGGACAUGUGUUCUGUUACUCAAUAACUAGACCUGGGUCCGUCUGUGAUUAAACUUUAACAGACAUGAAACACAUAGAAACUGUCAAUGACAAAGACACACCUGAACCGAACUACUGAACUGAGACCAGCAACAAAACCAAACUCGCCUGUUAAACAAUACGACUCACAGUCUUGCCUAACAUGUGUUUCAAUAUAAAAGUCACAAUAUUACAGUAUAUUUUGGCUGAAAUGAUGUUUAGCUAUGUUUUGUAUUUAUAUUGUGUUUCUCUUUUAUAAUUGUUUCAUAUUUUGUGUUUAAUAGACUCUUAAAUGACAUGCCAAAUUGAUGUUUUUGCUUUCUCAACAUUAACAGUUUCAUUUUCACUAGUAAAGCAGCUUUUUGUUAAGGAUCGUGUCUCUACAGAAGCUUGUCUCUGAUUAUUAAGGUAAGAAUGACACAUCUUUAGAGACGAACACUGCGACAGCACAUGUUUAAGUGUGACUGAUCUGUUUCUACAGGACAUCACAGAUUCAGCCUCGUCUCUGCUCAUCUUCAACAGGUAACAUCAUCAUUCAUUCAUCUAAACAUGCCAGUUGAUUACUUUUAGAAAUACGAGGGAAAGCUAUCAUUUCAACCAUAAAUACACUUGAGGUGUAGAUUGUGUGGUGAUAUUUCAGUUGUGUUGAUUCAAAGAUCAUUCACUUCUCAUAUGCUAGAAUAACCCAUUCCGUCUUCUGUAGCGGUUGAUGUGCAAGUAUAACAUCAAAACUUGUG
Molecule: messenger RNA, 4433 nt
Organism: Triplophysa rosa
Lineage: Eukaryota; Metazoa; Chordata; Actinopteri; Cypriniformes; Nemacheilidae
Exons: 4
Coding region: 16-2196 (726 amino acids)
Source: RefSeq, a predicted model, not a curated record